AUGGAGGCUGCCAUCUUGAAUUUUCCCCACACGGUUGACUUGGAAAGCAACAAACCAACAACCAACAAAAAAAUAUCCAAAUUUGAAAAAAUUAUGGGAAGUAAAAAGGCCAAUAUUUACGAUUUAACACUAAAGCAACACGAUGUUUAUGCUUGGCAGAAAGAUGUGCCCCCUAAAGUUAAGGAGAAAGUGCUGGAAGACAGACGGAAGGAACUUUUGGAUCUGAUGCCUGCCAUACCUGAUCCUUGUGAAGAAACAAGCUGUGAUUUAAUCAAGGAAUGGAUCACUUUGGUUGAGGAAAGAAAUAAUUUGCUCCAGCAAAGAAUGAUUGAGGAAGAUCAAAGGCAAUUUGAUGAGCACAUCAAAGAACUCUAUGGAUUAUUACAGAAGAUAGGAAGCCUUGACAAGUCUAUUGGACAUUCCCUGCGGCAGAAUCUAGCAUCUGCAUUCAAGUGUGUCAAGGAAUACUGCCAGGAAAAAGAUUUGAAAUUAGAGAACACGAAAUCGCUAGAAAGGGGAAAUACAACAGCUGUCCAAGUGGUCAUCCCCCUUCCUACUGCCGCUCCAGUGGUACCAGCCCUUUCACUGGUACCAGUUCCUCCACCGGUACCAGUGAUCGGUGCAGUAACUGUCCCUCCAGUUCUUCCAGUGGCUAUCACCGAACCGAUAUCACAAGAUGCAUUCAUCCCAAAGUCAUCGCUGUCAGAAAAGAAAAAAUCGAGUCGGUCUCGUGUUGGUCGUAAAUCAAUGAGGUUGAACAGAAGUGGUCUUGUGACGGAAAGACCUGACACCCCUCGACCGAAAAUGGGUGUUAAAGAAACACCGCAUCAGGAAUUCAAGGUGGAUUUACGUGCAAGGUUGUCGACUGGGCGGAGGAGUCUACGUGUAACGCCAGUCGUACGAUCACCAGGAGGCACUCCUGCCAAAAGGGCGCGCCGACUGUCCCCCACUAAUCCAGCAGAUCUUAUGACAAUGGCUUUACGUCGGAAAUUCAAACGAGCAUUAUUGUACAGUCCUAACAGGAGUAUGGAUACCUCUGAUAAUUCAGCUAACAUUAGUAUCGACUGAGGUAAUGUUGAUGAAGUAAUGUGAGGUGUUGGACAAGUUGAACUACUAACCCAAAAACCCAGGGUCGUGUUAGGAUUAGCCACAGAGAUUUUAGUGAAAUUAAUUGGUACUUAUUCCUUUGACAAAG
Molecule: messenger RNA, 1195 nt
Organism: Lineus longissimus
Lineage: Eukaryota; Metazoa; Nemertea; Pilidiophora; Heteronemertea; Lineidae
Product: proline-rich protein 11-like
Exons: 4
Coding region: 1-1068 (355 amino acids)
Source: RefSeq, a predicted model, not a curated record